Molecule: messenger RNA, 1512 nt
Organism: Nelumbo nucifera (sacred lotus)
Lineage: Eukaryota; Viridiplantae; Streptophyta; Magnoliopsida; Proteales; Nelumbonaceae
Product: WRKY transcription factor 72A-like
Biological process (GO): regulation of DNA-templated transcription
Molecular function (GO): sequence-specific DNA binding; DNA-binding transcription factor activity
Source: RefSeq, a predicted model, not a curated record
AUGGCGAAGGAAGAAAGGAUGAUGCAGAUUGAUCUUUCUCUGAAGUUAGGAGGCCGAGAAAGAAAAGAAGAGGAAGAAAAAGUCCAACUAGAUGGUCAAGAAAGUGAAAAGCAACCAAAAUAUGAAAGGGAAGAAGCGAGAGAAGGAAAAGAAGAGCAACAAGACGAAUCCGUAGUCAAUUCCUUGAAGGAAAAUUUGACAGAAGAGCACUCUGUGCUACAGAUAGAGAUGAACAGGAUGAAAGAGGAAAACAAAUUGUUGAGGAAGGUGGUUGAACAAACCAUGAAAGAUUACCAUGAUCUUCAGACGAAACUUGCAAUCAUCCAAGAAAAUGAAACCAAAAAGGAUCCUCAGAUCUUCCUCUCCGUCCAAGGAGGAGAUGCCGACACAAUUCGACCGAAACAAGUUCCUGAAAUCCUAGUCGAUAAAAAUCAAACUCUUUCAUUACCAUCUGAAGCCAACAACUAUGAAAAAGAUGGGGAGUUAGGAUUGUCCUUGAGCGUGCCAUCUCAUUUGCACCAACGUGAAAAGGAUGAGCCCAAAGAAAAGAUGAUGACAAGUUUGAAACCAGAACAAAACAAGCUUCAAAAGAUCGAAUUGUCUGGAAUUACAAGCCAUCCUCCUGAACCAUCUACCAGAAAAGCAAAGGUUACAGUUAGAGCAAGAUGUCAAGCACCAACUAUUUAUGAUGGUUGCCAAUGGAGAAAGUAUGGUCAGAAAACUGCAAAAAGAAAUCCUUGUCCAAGGGCCUAUUACCGUUGCAUGGUAGCUCCAGGAUGCCCAGUGAAGAAACAGGUCCAGAGAUGCCUAGAAGACAUGUCCAUACUGAUUACAACCUAUGAAGGGACUCACAACCAUCCAUUGCCUUUGGGUGCAACCACAGUGGCAUCUUCAGCAUCUGGAGCAGCCAAUUUCCUGUUACCAUCUGGAACUUCAGGUGCUGCAAUUCCAGGUGGAAUCAUCAAUGAUGCAAGAAUUUCCAUCCCAUACCAAAACCCACAUUUAAUAAGCCCUUUACCCUACUCAUCAUCAGCCAUCAACAACAUCAGAGGCUCCAGUAACCACUCUAAAGGAAUUGUUCUUGACCUGACCAACAACCCACAAGAACAAUUUCCCAUUCCUAGUUCAUCUCAUUCACAAACAAAACUGACUUACCCUUGGAUGCCUAGCAACUCUUUAUACAAUAACUCUGCUGGUAGAUCUGUUAAUAAAGUUGGCGAAUUCCCAAGCCACCAACUUUUUAGCAGUCAUCGAGGCAUGGAUGAGAAGCAGUGGAAGAUGGAAGAAGACAAGUCAUUAACUGAAAAUGUCAGUGCUAUUGCUUCAGAUCCAAAGUUUAGGGCUGCUGUUGCUGCUGCCAUUACAUCAUUUAUCAGCAAAGAGAACCCAAAUUUCCAGCCUAAGGAGCCUACUCUGGUUCAUAAGGACGCCGAGCAUGGUGGCUCUAGUAGCAAUAAAUGGUGUUUUGAGUCUCUUCCUUCUUGUAGUAAGCCACUUUGGCAUUUGAGGUGA